AUGGAGACGCCUCCUUCAAUUCUUUUGGAUCUGAGUCUCUACAAAGAAGCCGCUUUUUUUCCUACUUUGGGUCAAAGCACCAUUCACGGUCUCACCCAUGUACCUUCCCAAUCCUCCAUCGAUUGUGGGGAAGAAAGAGGUUGCCGAAAGUAUGACCUUCUCGUUGCUUCCCUACUUCCUGGUGGUGAGAGUUUCUCCUCCGCCCGUUGCUGCAAUCUCUACUCUUUCAGUUCUGGUCGUAAACGCCUUGCAACCUCCACUAAAUCCUUCGAUUUCAUGUAUCUUCCCGUUGCUGAUAUUGUCUGCAUAAAGGCUUUCUAUGACGACCAGUCGCAGCACUAUGUGGUUUCGAUGGGGCUGGUGAAGGAUAACUCCAAUGCGGGUCCGGUGCAAGUCUACACGAAGCUGAUCGAUGCAGUACUGUCUGAGGUGACUGAAAAAUCGGAUGGAGAAGAGGAAGGGAAGCAAUACGACUCAGAAGUACCCCCAUCGACGAAUUCAGCAGACGAAACUCAAGGCCACAAGCCUGCGACUUCUACAACUGUCAACUCCGUUUUUGGUGUGAUCGACAAUGCCUCCGCGUGCAGUCUAUUCCCAGAACUGAAAAAUUUGCCACUCAAAGUAGUGACCUUCAUGGAUUUCCUUCUAUUGCUGGACGGUGACACUCACUAUCGAAUGUCGGCUUUUGGCACGCUGGACGGAUGGAUUGGUGUUGGGCUGGUAAAAAUGGCUGGACCAGGUUCGAUGGUUCUGAGGCCAUUCUUCGCGCACUGUCCAAGAAGCCUUGCUACAAUGAUUGUUUUCGUUGAAAUUUUUGCGAAUUUCCAGGCUUUCUAUUCCACUUCACACGAUUCAGCCAUUACAAAGCUGAAAUUUUUCCGUCAAUUCGAUCAAAAUUCCACCUCCCCAUCGGAUGUUUCUCUGCUGGUUUGCUCUGGUCUUGAACCUGCCGUGGUUUACCGUUGCCCUUUCCAAGACAAUCCUGAUGGUGGUAAGCUGGCCCCAUCUUCUCGAUUAGUGCUCCCUCAGAGCGCUGAUUUCGACCACGUUAAUUGCGCUUGUGUGGCUGAUCUCGACUUUGAUGGACUCCCAGAGAUUGUUGUGGGCACUUUCGGACAGCAGCUGCUCUUCUAUGAUUGGACUAGCGACCCUCAUUCGCCGACCGAAGGCUCUUACGUACUGGUGCAUCAACGACGGAUGGUUGGCGCUGUCCACAGUCUGGAAUGCGGUGGUGAAUGCGACUUUCUCGGCGACGGUACGCGUUGUAUAGCGGUUCUAACCUCCCUCGGUCUCCAUCUACUGCAAUGCAGUCACCUCUCCGACUUUUGCGUGCCUCUCCUCGCCGCGCGUCUUCGUUCUCUCCCUCCCAACUUCCGUUGUGAAUCAGUCGUGCGGUGCUGGUACAUUGGCACCUAUUUCGCUUCAACUCCAUCCGUUAGACAAACCAUAUCUACAGAUGAGGAGGCUGUGCUCUACUCUGUGUGGUUAUAUUGUACCGCACUGUACGGACCGUCUUCAAAACUAAACUGA
This is a messenger RNA of Echinococcus granulosus, 1530 nucleotides long. Its product is annotated as Kaptin. Gene Ontology annotation, cellular component: actin cytoskeleton; lamellipodium; KICSTOR complex. The coding region runs from base 1 to 1530 and encodes 509 amino acids. The transcript has 11 exons. Gene Ontology annotation, molecular function: actin filament binding. Gene Ontology annotation, biological process: cellular response to amino acid starvation; negative regulation of TORC1 signaling; actin filament organization. The record is from RefSeq and is a predicted model, not a curated record. Lineage: Eukaryota; Metazoa; Platyhelminthes; Cestoda; Cyclophyllidea; Taeniidae.